CUCGAGGAGAUUAUGGACCGGAUCAAAUACGACCUUGACGCAGACCGAGAUCUACUCCCUGCGGAUUUCUUUGACCUCAUUGGCGGCACAUCCACAGGAGGCCUGAUUGCGUUGUUGGUGGGCCGUUUGCGCCUAUCGGUGCCAGAGGCCAGGAGGGAAUAUGUCCGCAUUGCGGAGGAAGUCUUCUCCAUUCCGAGAUACCUCAAGGCGAGCACGUUUGAAGGCCAGAAGCUAAACGAGGCGGUAAAGCGGCUUCUUGGGAAUGGUCGCCGCGAAGAGAGAAUGUUGGACAAAGAUGGUAGCUGUAAAGUGUAUGCAUUCGGAGUUUCUUUUCCGGCGAACAGCUAACCCGUCCAGGUUUGUCUGCGCCGUGCCACAACAAGACGUCAAGGCUCGAGCCGGGCCUCGGUUGUUCAGGACUUACAAGGUGCGCGAAAACGCUUCGUUCGACUGCACGAUCUGGCAGGCGUGCCGCGCAACCUCGGCGGCACCUUCGUACUUCGAACCCAUCGCCAUAGGCUAUGACGGCGAGCAGGAGACGUUCGUGGAUGGCGGGCUAGGCUACAACAACCCAGUCGAACAAGUGUUGGAGGAGGCGAAGCGCAUCUUUCCUGGGCGGAAGGUGGCCUGCGUCGUUAGUGUUGGAACCGGCGUCGCCAGCGUCAUCACCUUUCCAGACUCGCCAAAAACGAGCCCAAUAAAGCUAAUCAAUGCACUCAAGAAAAUGGCUACGGAGUCGGACACGACGGCGGAAAAGAUACACAGGCGAUUUCAAGACGUUAAAGAUAUGUAUUUCCGCUUCAGUGUCGAUCGUGGCCUCCCGCACGUAGGGUUGGAAGAGUGGAAAGACUUGCCCACAGUGCGCACUGUCACGACCGAAUAUCUUAGGCAACACGCAAUAUCUAAACAAGUCGACGGAGUAGUCAAGGCAUUACUAGCAUCGAAGGUUGUCCGCAAAGAGGGCUCGAACAGACACAUUCAGCUUUCUAGUUGCCGUUCAAGCGGCGCAGGAAGCUCACAGGGUCCGGCUCGGCUGCUAGAACGGCCACCUAACCAAGGGACUAUCCCAAGCUUUCGCUAUACUACCGAGGAUCUGGCAUCUCAUAUCCCAGAAAACCCCACCCAGGGCCACUUCACCGUCCCGUUCGGAAAGAACAAGUACUUCGUCGGACGACAGUCGAUUAUUGCACAGCUCCUCGAGAAAAUCCCCCCUGCAGCAGACGAGGACAACUGCCAAUGGAUAGCCAUCGAAGGCCUCGGUGGGAUUGGGAAGACACAACUUGCCAUUGAAGCUGCCUUCCGGGUCCGCGAUCAGCACCCCGACUGCUCUAUCUUCUGGGUUCCCGCAGUAGAUCCUGCCAGUUUUGAGAAUGCCUACCGCGAGAUCGGCCAAAAGCUCAAACUUCCGGGGAUCAAUGAGGAUGAGGCAGAUAUCAAGGAACUCGUUCGGAAAGCCCUAAGCGAAGAUGGCGCCGGAACCUGGCUCCUGAUUAUCGACAAUGUUGACGACCUUAAACUCCUCUCCGGCGAUACCGAUAUUGCGGAGUAUCUCCCACGUAGCCAGAAAGGUUCGAUCCUGUUUACAACGCGGAAUCACAAAGUCAUAGGAGAACUUGAUAUCCGAAACAGGAACGUAAUCGUCGUAGAGGAAAUGAACAAGGACGAAGCGCUCGAGCUGUUGAUGACGGACCUAGUGGAGCAUCAAGUCGCCGAUACAGAGAGCACGACAAGGCUACUCGAAUUCCUCGCCUACCUGCCUCUAGCUAUACGACAGGCUGCGGCCUUCAUGGCUAAAAAUGGGAUGUCGACCAAAAGGUACUUCGGGUUAUAUCAGUCGAGCGAAGAGGAGGCUAUCGGGCUUCUAAGUGAAGAUUUCAAGGAUCGACAUCGCUAUAAAACCAGUCAAAAUCCGGUUGCAAGGACUUGGUUAAUUUCGUUCCUCCACAUCUCUCGGGACGAUCGGCUCGCUGCCGAAUACCUCAAAUUCAUGUCAUUUCUUGCGGAGAAGAACAUUCCAAAAUCUCUCCUACCGCCAAAUCACCAGGAGCGGAAGGUUUUGGAGGCAAUUGGCACGCUAAAAGGGUACGCAUUCAUCGGUGAACGGCUAGAUGAAGUUUCAUACGACAUGCACAGACUAGUCUCAUUGGCAAUGCGAGGCUGGUUAUACAAGAAAGAGUUGGGGGGGGAAAUUGCCAGAGUAGUGAUACAUCGACUCGACGAAGUAUUCCCUUUCCCGACAAAUAAUAACAGGGUCAUCUGGGAGAGGUAUUUGCCGCAUGCGGAGAAAGCGUUAGAGUUUCGAGACAGUAUGACGGACAAAGUCACAUCGCAUCUUCUCUUUUACGUGAGUGCGAGUAACGUUAGACUUGGGAAGUACGCGAAGGCCGAGGGGAAGUGUAACGAAGUCAUUGGCCUACAGCGAGAAAUGCUUGGCGACAAACAUCCAGACACGAUCCGGAGCAUGGCANNUCUCGCAUCGAUAUACGCCAAGCAAGGCAAGCACGAUAAGGCCGAGAAGAGGUAUAUCGAAGUCAUUAGCCUACAGCGAGAAGUGGUUGGGGAUAAACAUCCAGAUACGAUCCGGAGCAUGGCAGCUCUCGCAUCGAUGUACACCAAGCAAGGCAAGCACGAGGAGGCUAAGAAGAUACCUGCCUCCUCUGUAUCGGCAUUCUCGUCUCAGCGACCUUGUUGGUAUAAUAUUAACUGCACCAAGAUCGAAUGCACAUUCCGGCAUUCUGUGCGUGCUUGUCGGUAUGAUACCAACUGCACGAACACCAAAUGCACAUUCCGGCAUUCUGUGCGUGCUUGUCGGUAUGAUACCAACUGUACUAACACCAAAUGCACAUUCCGGCAUUUUGUCCGUGCUUGUCGCUAAGGUCCAGUUCCAAUUCCGGCGGUGUCGGCCUGCCGCAUUAACAAGGGCAUGGCGGGAUGCAGUUCAAUUCAGCAAUCUACGACCCAAAGGGUGUAUUGGUUUCUAGAGACGAGAACGAGGGUGCUUGGUGUGG
Messenger RNA from Eremomyces bilateralis CBS 781.70, 3008 nucleotides. RefSeq lists its product as uncharacterized. Gene Ontology annotation, molecular function: protein binding; ADP binding. Lineage: Eukaryota; Fungi; Ascomycota; Dothideomycetes; Eremomycetales; Eremomycetaceae. The transcript is spliced from 5 exons. Gene Ontology annotation, biological process: lipid metabolic process. The record is from RefSeq and is a predicted model, not a curated record. The coding region runs from base 263 to 2875 and encodes 870 amino acids.